Molecule: messenger RNA, 761 nt
Organism: Phytophthora nicotianae INRA-310
Lineage: Eukaryota; Oomycota; Peronosporomycetes; Peronosporales; Peronosporaceae
Exons: 1
Coding region: 94-627 (177 amino acids)
Molecular function (GO): N-acetyltransferase activity
Source: RefSeq, a predicted model, not a curated record
CAGCAUCUUUCAAAGGCACUCGGAUGUUGCUAGACUUGUCAUUGAUUCAUUUGCCCCGCUUCACCAAGUCCAACAACAGACUCCAGCCAAGCCAUGACGGUUGAAAGCUCGGCUUCCAUUAGCGUUCGACAGUACCGCCCAGAAGAUCAUGCUCAAGUCACCAAAAUCUACGUAGAAGGUCUGAUGGCAUGCGAUUCUGACCCAAAGUAUCGCUACCUGUGGGAAGAGCUCCUUCGCAAAGACCUGACGAACGAUUUUUCUGAUAUCGAAGCUAGUCACAUGACUCCAGGUGGAAACUUCUUGGUCGCUGUGGUGAAGAAAAAUGGAUCCAGCAGAAUCGCGGGCAUAAUCGGACUGUUGCGCGAAUCUGAAGAUGUUGGGCAGAUUCGACGCGUGUAUUUAGAUCCGAACUUUCAGCGCAUGAGCAUCGGUCGAAAAAUGAUCGCAGAGCUCGAGAUCUGGGCCAAAAAGAACGGAAUCAAGCAUAUAUUCCUGACGACGAACGCUAACAAGGAGAAAGCGAAGACAUUUUACUCUGCGCUCGGCUACACCAAGGUGGAUGAAGGACAGUACAGCUGGACGGAGCCUCUCUACCUUCCAAUCGUUAAAUUUGUCAAGCAGUUGUAGCCUAGCAGUUGCUGAAGGCCUGCUUACAGUACAAGGAACACGAAUUGCCUGCGAAGUACCUUUAGAUGCGAAUAAAAUGUUUGAAAACUAUGUACCGUACAAUUACACACAAGUCUUACAUAAUAUUUGACUCC